AUUAAUGUUCCAAUUGCUCUACUGACUGGGAGCGCUCUGCUGGAGCAGGCCUUGUCUAAGCCUCUGCAGAGGCCACAACAGCUUGUGCCAGGCUCUGCUUCUUGUCUGCUGGCCUAGGAACCAUGACCCUGUUGGAGAUGUGGAAAGCGGAGCCUGGCUUUGGGGAGAGCCGAGCUUAGCGCUCUGAGAGCACCUUGGAGCAGGGCUGAACUCUGGGAAGAAGAUCUGGGGUCUGCUGAGUCCUCUAGGAUCUUGAACCACAUCCCCCAUGCAGCCACAUCCUUUCAAAGCUGGGAGUAAAGAGAAGCAGGUGUUCAAGCUUUGUGUGGAACCUGCCUCCUGCUGCAGCCCCAAGGGUCUUGGUCUCCCCACCUGUGUCUCCCCAGCUCCGAGGACAUGGACAACUGCUGCAAGCAUGCUCUGCUCCACCAUGUUACCUGCCUGUUUGCCCUUGCACAGCUGCUUCCCCGGGCAUCCACAGAUGAGUUCCGGGUGUCUGGUCCCUCAGACCCCAUUGUGGCCGAGCUGGGUGGAGAAGCCAUACUUCCCUGCUCCCUGUCUCCAGCCAUGAGUAUGGAGAACAUGGAGGAGCUGAGGUGGUACCGAACCAGGUUCUCAGAAGCAGUGUUUGUCUAUCGGGACCAACAAGAGCAGGAGGAAGAGCUGAUGGCUGAGUAUUUAGGGCGGACAUCCCUGGUAAAGGACCAGUUCCACCAAGGCAAGGCUGCCGUGCCCAUCCACAAGGUCUGGUUGUCAGACAGUGGAACAUACAUCUGCUUCUUCAAACAGGGUCCCUACUAUGAAGAGGCCGUCUUGGAGCUGAAGGUGGCAGGGAUGGGCUCUGUCCCUGAAGUGCACAUCACAGGCACAGAAGAUGGUGGUGUGGGUAUGGUGUGCAGGGCUUCAGGGUGGUACCCGAAGCCCCAGGUGCAGUGGAGAGACUCCAGAGGGGAGAUACUCUCAGCAUCCUCUGAGACCCACACUGAAGAUGCUGAAGGGCUGUUCAGCGUGGAGAGCACAUUGGUGGUGAGAUACAGGUUCUUGGGGAAUGUGACCUGCUCCACCUUCAAUCCCAUCCUGGGCCAGGAGAAGGCCAUGGCCAUCUUCAUCCCAGAGCCCUUCUUCCCUCAGGCUUCUCCCUGGAUACCAGCUUUUGCCGUGAGCAUGACCACGAUGGGACUUCUAGUCCUAGGGUCUUCCUGUUUUCUUAUAUGGGAGCAGCGUGCAAGGCUGCAGGUGCAUCAGGAACUGGAGAAUCUGCGGCGUGAGCAGGAGGAGUUGCAGAAGACAAAGGAGGAUGCUCUGAAGACAGCGUGCACACUCCAAGAGGAGCUGGAUCGGAGGAAGGCAGCUUAUAUGGCUGCCUGGAGGAAGGCCCCACUGUAUGCAGAUUGGCGCAGGGAGCACUUCCAGUCCUGGUCUGUCACUCUGGAUCCAGACACUGCCCACCCCAUCCUUGACAUCUCUCAGGACAGGAGGCGUGUGACCUGGAAGGAUACCACCAUGCACUUGGAUGGCCCCUUCAGUGUGUUAGGCAUGGAAGGCAUCUCCUCCGGAAGACGCUACUGGGAGGUGGAGAUAAGGCGGGGAGACAGCAGCGAGUGGACUCUGGGGGUCUGCAGGGAAGAUGUGGUCAGGAAAAAUUGGUAUUCAGAGUGUCCAGGAAAGGGGUUUUGGACUGUGGGACGGUCUAAUGAUGUAUAUUUGGCCUUUACUGAACCUGGAAAAACCUCAUUACCCUUUAGGCAAGCUCCUCAGCGUGUGGGGGUGUUUGUGGACUACAGCGAAGGCGACAUUUCCUUCUAUAACAUGAGUGAGAAGUCCCACAUUUUCUCCUUCCAUGAAGCUUCCUUCUCUGGGACUCUUUUCCCAUACUUCAGGCUUAAGUCUGGAGAUGUUUCAAUGAUUCUCAGCUCCAUGGUGCAUGACUCUGAUGGGGAGGAAGUGGAGGAAGGAAAGGAGAAGGAGGAGGGGGAGAGGAAGAAGAGGGAGAAGAAAGGGAAGAGGUUAUUUUUGCCUACUUUGGAGGAGUCUGGGAAUCCCCCAGGGGAGAGGCUUACCCCAGGCUCUGGAGUUGUUGACUCUCCCCCAGGGGAAGAAUUCCCAUUCCUCCCUCAUCCUUGUGACAUUUUUCUCCCAUAGUGCAGUUCACUGCCUCUAAGUUGUCAAUGUGAGUCUUGUGGGACUAUAGAAGCCACAGGAAAGCCCACAGGAUGAGUCCUGGAAGAGCCUGGAGCCUUGGCCACUGCUCUCAGGUCUGACUCUGUGGCUUUGGGAACAGUGUGUCCAUGCCUUGUGUUCAGACACCAGACGAUGAGCCUCGACUGUUGCUUCAUCUGAUUUGAAUUAUGGGUAGGCAUGCUCCUUUUGGUGUUAAAUAGCAUUUUCCUGGGUUUCAUUCCUUUUGGUAGGAAACUGACCAAAGAUUAAAUGGACAUUGUUGUAAUUCAUUCAUCUGGCCAUGGGCUCUAGGGUCUUCUGUGUGUGUUGACCCUUGUGACCAGUGUGCUGUGAGUAAGAGGGAGCAGAUGUCUCUGAGACAUGAAUCCCUGCACUCAGGGUUUGUUCCCAGUAGUGGGAUUGCUAGGUCAUAGAUAGUUAUAUUCAGUGUCCUUGUCUGUGGACAACAACCUGUGCAUCAGGUGUCCAUGAACCAGCCUCAUCCUAAGUCAGUCUGUUAAUAAAAUAAUUUAUUAAUA
Arvicola amphibius (Eurasian water vole) is the source of this 2699-nucleotide messenger RNA. Its product is annotated as butyrophilin subfamily 3 member A1-like. The transcript is spliced from 10 exons. Gene Ontology annotation, cellular component: external side of plasma membrane. Gene Ontology annotation, molecular function: signaling receptor binding. NCBI's taxonomy places the organism in Eukaryota, Metazoa, Chordata, Mammalia, Rodentia, Cricetidae. The coding region runs from base 397 to 2142 and encodes 581 amino acids. The record is from RefSeq and is a predicted model, not a curated record. Gene Ontology annotation, biological process: T cell receptor signaling pathway; regulation of cytokine production.